AAUGCAGGACACUUGGCUCCGGCGGUCGGAGUGGGGGCCGAGGUGAAGCGGAGCCGGGCCGGGGCCGGCUGGGACCAGGCCGGAGGCUGAGUGGCGGCGACGGCGGAGGCCGGGAGGGGGGAGGAGAGGAACAGCCGGAGGAGCCGCCGCAGCAGCUCCCCCGCCUCCCGGGCUGAGGGAAUUUUAGGAAAGGAAGAUGGAUCAACCUAGUGGGAGAAGUUUUAUGCAAGUAUUAUGUGAAAAAUACAGUCCUGAGAACUUUCCUUACCGCCGUGGUCCUGGGAUGGGCGUUCAUGUUCUAGCCACACCUCAGGGCUCCCCUAUGAAAGAUCGCCUCAACCUCCCAAGUGUUCUGGUGUUGAACAGCUGUGGAAUAACCUGUGCAGGAGAUGAAAAAGAAAUUGCUGCCUUCUGUGCUCAUGUUUCAGAACUAGAUUUAUCUGACAAUAAGCUUGAAGACUGGAAUGAGGUCAGUAAAAUUGUGUCAAAUGUUCCUCAGUUGGAGUUUCUAAACCUGAGUUCCAAUCCUCUGAAUUUGUCAGUUUUAGAAAGAACGUGUGCUGGGUCCUUCUCUGGGGUUCGCAAACUUGUCCUCAACAACAGCAAAGCUUCCUGGGAGACAGUCCACACGAUACUUCAGGAGUUACCAGAUUUGGAGGAGCUCUUCCUGUGCCUUAAUGACUAUGAAACAGUGUCUUGUCCUUCAAUUUGCUGUCAUUCUCUUAAGCUACUACAUAUAACAGACAAUAACCUCCAAGAUUGGACUGAAAUACGGAAGUUGGGAGCUAUGUUUCCUUCCCUGGAUACCCUUGUCCUGGCAAACAAUCAUUUGAAUGCUAUUGAAGAGCCCAGUGAUUCAUUGGCAAGAUUAUUUCCUAAUCUACGCUCCAUCAGCCUUCAUAAGUCAGGUUUGCAUUCCUGGGAAGAUAUUGACAAGUUAAAUUCAUUCCCCAAACUCGAAGAAGUAAGAUUAUUAGGAAUUCCUCUUCUGCAGCCAUAUACCACUGAGGAGCGAAGGAAGUUGGUGGUAGCCAGAUUACCAUCAGUUUCCAAACUGAAUGGCAGCGUAGUUACUGAUGGUGAGCGAGAAGAUUCUGAGAGAUUUUUUAUUCGUUACUAUGUCGAUGUUCCACAGGAAGAAGUGCCAUUCAGGUAUCAUGAACUGAUCACAAAAUACGGGAAGUUGGAGCCCUUGGCAGAAGUGGACCUAAGACCCCAGAGCAGUGCAAAAGUAGAAGUCCACUUUAAUGAUCAAGUGGAGGAAAUGAACAUUCGUCUGGACCAGACAGUUGCAGAACUGAAGAAGCAGUUGAAAAGUGUAGUGCAGUUGCCCACAAGCAACAUGCUUCUCUACUAUUUUGACCACGAAGCACCCUUUGGCCCAGAGGAAAUGAAGUACAGCUCUCGGGCAUUGCAUUCUUUUGGUAUUAGGGAUGGUGAUAAAAUUUAUGUGGAAUCCAAAACAAAAUAACCUCUACCAGCCUUGUAAAAAACAUAUACAUGGACUUUUUGCAGGGCAUUUGUUCCCAAUGUGGUUUUCUUUAGGAGGGAGAAGAUUGUUUUGUUUGUUUUGUUUAGGUUUUGGGGGGUUUUGUAUCUUUUUCCCCUGGAUUGGUAGGGGACUGUUUUUGGUAUUUUCUAGUACCGAUUUUUUUGGCUGAGCCAGCAGAAUUGACCAGAUCUCCAGUUCAUGUACCUCCCUGUGGAAAAAAUGACAAAAAGAUCACCAACUUCUUACUGUGUUCAUUUGGAUUUGUCAGACAUUGGUUAUCAUUAC
Messenger RNA from Elephantulus edwardii (Cape elephant shrew), 1777 nucleotides. It is a transcript of the gene TBCEL, whose product is annotated as tubulin folding cofactor E-like. Gene Ontology annotation, biological process: protein folding. NCBI's taxonomy places the organism in Eukaryota, Metazoa, Chordata, Mammalia, Macroscelidea, Macroscelididae. The transcript is spliced from 8 exons. Gene Ontology annotation, molecular function: alpha-tubulin binding. The coding region runs from base 197 to 1471 and encodes 424 amino acids. The record is from RefSeq and is a predicted model, not a curated record.